AUGGCAACUCUUCAACGAUAUUGCCUAGUAACCGUAGGCGCAACCGUCGGCUUCAAGCAGCUGACCGAACAAGUGCUGCUACCCGCUUUCUGGCAGUUCCUGACCUCAGAGGGCUUUACUUCACUACGCAUCCAAUGUGGUCCAGACAUUUCUUGGGCAACGGCCCUAUUGGAUAAUCGCAAUGCUGAUAUACCAGAGGGACUGACAGUAAACGUUUUUGAAGCUACGAAAAAUCUAAUGAAAGAUGAAAUGUUGCUGUGUAGAGCUGAGAGCGGAGUACGCUCCACUGGCUUGGUUAUUUCUCAUGCAGGAACCGGAACAAUUCUCGAUGCCUGGAAAGUCGGUCUCCCAGUAAUUGUCGUGCCAAACGAAGAGCUGCUGGACAAUCACCAGGCCGAGAUGGCCACGCACCUCGCAAGCGAAGGAUACGCAACCAUGAGCACAGCCAGGUACACGGACCUCCAAGGCGCAAUCCAUAAGGCGGAUCUACUUUGGGAGGAAAACCAGUCUCGAUUGCCACCCCACUCAGUCAAGUCUCAGAAGAAUGCCAGCAGUCUUCGCCUCUGGGAGAUUCACCCUCAAGAGGUCGACAAGGAGGAGGACGCAAGAAUGGUCAAUGACUAGGUUCUCGCCACUUGCAGCUACCUCUCUGUAUUGACAGACUAGCAAUCGAGUUUCGGAACGUGGGGUAUCAUCUUCUUUUUGGGGAAUUUCUGAAGCAUGGAGUUUUAUCUUUUUUGGAAGUUGAUUAGAUCAACUGCGAGCUGGCUUUUUCCUCAUAUAUUUCAGACUAGAUAACGACUGGGAAUCUUAAUGGGAUGUCAUAACAGGCUAGGAGACAAGAAUUCCAUUUACAAUUUUCAAGGCAGAUUGUUGGCUUCCCAAAUCUUGACAGUCGCAUCUUUUCCGGAGCUUGCUACCCGGCCACCCGCGAUCCAAGUGAUGCCCGUGACGCCGUCCAAAUGAGCAUUGGGUGCCUUGAUACGUUGGCCUUGGAGCUUCUUCUCCAGGCACCAGAUAAAGAUGUGGGAAUCCAAGCUGCCACUUGCGGCAUAUGAUCCGGAAUCGUCCCAGGAGAUGCAGGUGACUCGCGCAGUGUGUGCCGACCAGCGGUCCGUUACGAGUUCCCAUGAUCCGACCUUGAAGACCAAGAUCUUUCCCACGCUUGUUCCCGUAGCCAGGUGGCUACCGUCUUUGGAGAACGCUAGGGCAGUGAUGGUGCCGAGGGGACUUGACACUGACUCCUUGUACUCGAGGAUGCCGCUUGAGUCGCCGGUGUAGAUUCUCGCGGUGCUUCCCUGACCUCCAAUGGCAACAUAGGAUCCAUGAGCCGCAAUAGCCUCUGGCGUAAAGUCAAGAGGAGUCUCCUUGAGCAGCUUACCGUUUGAAUAAGCUGCGACGCCGGCCAAGGUGGCCACGUAGACGACAUCACCAGCGAAAGCAGCACCUUUUGGCUGGCCAGGCAGCUUCGCUGACUCUCCCAGGAAGGUCUUGGCAGACUCGUCAAUCGCCUUGAUAGUGUCGUCCCAUCCCACGCUGUAUACUUUGCCUGCGUUUACGGCAAACUGGGUGACCUGGUUUGUAUGAGAUUGGCCAUCCACGACAGUUGCGACCCCAGUCUCAAGGUCCCAGGAGCAGACACGACCGUCAAAGCUGCCAGUCAGAGCACCCUGGCCAUCUGAAGUUCCGACCAAGGCCGUGAUUCCCUUGUCGUGGCCCUGCACAAUUCUGACGGGUUCAUUCUUGCCCUCUUGCAAGUAUGUCAGCUCGCCAGCCAAGUUGAUGCUAAUGAUGAGACCAUCUGUUCUGCCGUGAGGGAUGACGACGCCGACCUGGUGGUCACGCACGCUAACUCCCUCACCAAACUUCCAGGUCUGAAGGACGCUGCCAGAAUCUACGUCCCACAGCUUGACGGACUGAUCCGCGCUGGCCGUUGCAAACUUCUUUCCGUCCUGGGCCCACGAGACACCAAAGAUGCUACCAGUGUGCUCUCCCUCGCCGAUUUGUUUGAUAGGCUCGCCAGAAACGCCAUCGUACAGCUGUAUCCGUCUAUCCUGUCCAAUAGUGACGAAUGUAGAUCCAUCGGGAGAGUAGACGGCGCCCAAGACAAAGCCAGUGUGCAGGUUCGUCACUCUCUUGAAUUCGAACGGGACUCCGUGGUAGAAGUUGACGUUUCCGUCAUCGCCGACCGUGACGGCACGCAGGGGACGCUUUGGUGUGAUGCUGACGGCGUUGAUUGAUUUGGUAUGGCCAAUAAUCUCUCCCACCGAGUUGCCGCUGUCGGCCAUGAUGGCCUUGCCAAACUUCUGUCGGCCGUUGCCCACGGCAAUGAUGCGCUGGGAAUCGCCAUCCCAAGCAAUAUCCAGCAAGGGGCCAGAGAUGAUGGGAUACUCACCCCGAGUAGUUUCAACAGACUCGGGCUCCCAUAUUCUCAAGAUACCGGCAGAGUCACCACUGGCAAUCUUGAAGCCGCUCGGCGCAAACCGAGCAAUGGUGGUGGGGUGGGUGUGGCCGGUGUAUUCCUUGCUGUUGGAGGGGUCGUCGAUGGAUCGAACAAAGAUGGAUUUGCCAGAGGCAUAGGCGAUCCUGGUGCCUUUGGCAUCGGCCGAGAGCAGCGUGGCCUGGCCUCGGGUGGUGACGGGCGCAGCGGCCAGGAUUCGCUCAAUCGUAAUGGACGCCAUGGUGAAAGGGACUAGCAGAACU
This is a messenger RNA of Trichoderma atroviride IMI 206040, 2703 nucleotides long. RefSeq lists its product as uncharacterized. Gene Ontology annotation, biological process: dolichol-linked oligosaccharide biosynthetic process. Gene Ontology annotation, molecular function: hexosyltransferase activity. The record is from RefSeq and is a predicted model, not a curated record. Lineage: Eukaryota; Fungi; Ascomycota; Sordariomycetes; Hypocreales; Hypocreaceae. Gene Ontology annotation, cellular component: UDP-N-acetylglucosamine transferase complex.